Molecule: messenger RNA, 3777 nt
Organism: Erigeron canadensis
Lineage: Eukaryota; Viridiplantae; Streptophyta; Magnoliopsida; Asterales; Asteraceae
Exons: 3
Coding region: 1-3777 (1258 amino acids)
Biological process (GO): DNA repair; telomere maintenance
Molecular function (GO): DNA helicase activity
Source: RefSeq, a predicted model, not a curated record
AUGGAUAUGCUUAAUGAACAUAAUUGUGUAGCCAAGGCAUUUCGUAUGGCACGCGAUUGGUGUUCAGCAAAUGAAGAUCAUCCAUGCGAAUUACGUUUGCUUGCACAGAGAUCCACUUUACGACAAUAUAGCACCCCAAAUGUUUCUGAAAUUGCUGCCUUGGUAACUAACGAUUUUGGGGUGAGUUCUGAGCCUCGAGAUAUUGUAGUCAGCACCACUAACGGGUUCCUACAAAGAAUCUCAGAAUUGCAUCCACUAUACAUGGCCUUACAAUAUCCGUUGCUUUUUCCUUAUGGUGAAUCUGGAUAUCAUGAAGCAAUCCCAUAUUUCUCAAACACUGGUAGGAGGAAAACAAAGAGGACAUGCUUGACAAUGCGAGAGUUCUAUUGUUACAGAAUUCAUUAUCGACCUAAUGAAGGAACAACUUUGUUAAGAGGCGGCCGUCUCUGUCAACAAUACUUGGUGGAUUCUUAUACUGCAGUUGAAGAACAACGACUCCGAUACGUUAGGACUCAUCAAACUGAACUUAGGGUAGAACUAUAUGACAGUGUGUGUGACGCCGUCACACGCGGUGACACAAACGCAAAGGCACUUGGUCAACGAAUAGUUUUACCCGCGAGUUUCACAGGAAGCCCCAGGUAUAUGGUGCAAAAUUAUCAGGACGCCAUGGCCCUAUGCAGGAAAUUUGGAAACCCGGAUCUGUUCAUAACCUUUACCGCAAAUCCCAAAUGGCCCGAAGUUGGCCAUAUGUUAUCAUUCAUUCCGGGACAGAAGUCUCAUGAUCGUGCAGAAGAUGUGGGUCGUGUGUUUAAAAUGAAACUCGACGACAUGAUGUAUGAUAUCAUGAAGAACAAUGUUUUUGGGCAGGCCUUGGCAGGUGUGUACACAAUCGAGUUCCAGAAGCGUGGACUCCCACAUGCUCAUAUUCUAAUAUGGCUAGACGAAAAGGCAAAAUGCAAAACCCCGGCUGAUAUAGAUGACAUAAUUUCUGCGGAGAUCCCUUUGGAAUCUAUUGAUCCAAGAGGAUAUAAGGCUGUGACUGAUUACAUGCUACAUGGACCGUGCGGCCCGGACGCUAAAGAUGCGUCAUGUAUGAACAUGGGGAAGUGCAUGAAACAUUUCCCAAAACCAUUUUAUCAGGAAACAACAAUCGAUGAAGAUGGCUAUGCUGUUUAUCGUAGAAGGAAGACGAACAAUACUGUCUUAAAAUACAAAAUCCCCCUUGAUAACCGAUUUGUAGUCCUAUACAAUAGAUACUUGCUCCUCAAAUAUGAUGCACACAUAAAUGUCGAGUGGUGCAACAGAUCCAAGGCAAUAAAAUACUUAUUCAAGUAUUUAAACAAAGGUCCCGAUAGAGCGACAAUUGUUUUUCAUGAUAAUCUGAAGGAAGAUGGCAAAACACAGUCCACAAUUAUUACCAAGGUUGAUAAAGUCAAGAAUUACCUCGAUUGCCGUUAUUUAUCACCAUGUGAGGCAGUGUGGCAUUUGUUUGCACUUGACAUACACUACUGUAAACCAUCAGUGGUAAAACUAACCUACCACCUUCCUGAAAAACACACCCUCACACUACGCGACUCGGAAAGCCUACCUGCUUUACUUAGGAGGCCAGGAAUCAAGGAUACAAUGUUCACCAAAUGGUUUGAGCUGAACAGGAGAGAGAAGCACGCCAGACAAUACAAAUAUUCAGAAAUCCAGCCGAAUAUGUAUGGGUUAGUAAAGAUAACUAUUGGGAAAAAAGGAGGAGGAGAAAGAACACCGUUGGACGGAUUGUGUACUGCGGUACUAUUGAGGAUGUUGCUAAACGUGGUCAAAGGACCACAGAGUUAUAAAGACCUGAAGACAGUCAAUGGGAGGGUGUGUGAAUCAUUUAAGGAAGCAUGCUAUGCAUAUGGAUUGCUAAAUGAUGAUCGCGAGUGGGGUGAAGCAAUUACAGAAGCCAAAUCAUGGGCGACUGGGCCACAACUUCGCCAGAUUUUCAUUACCAUGCUGCUGUUUUGUGAGGUCAGUAGUCCUAUUAAUUUGUGGAACGCCCAUUGGGAAGACUUCUGUGAGGAUAUUUUGUAUAGAAAGCGAAAGCUUUUCAUGUUCCCUGGAUUGCAGCUUUCAGAUGAGCAGAAAAAGAACUACUGUUUAAUGGACAUUCAAGAUCUGCUCCACAAAAACGGAAAAUCCCUCGAAGAUUAUCCAGAUCUUCCAAAACCUGAUCCAGCCUUAGUAACUAAUGACGACAACCGCUUGAUAAGAGAAGAGUUGACGUACAAUCGAAUGGCUGAAGCGGUGGAGCAUGAACAGCUUUAUGCAAGCCUGAACUCUGAUCAACAUUCUAUAUAUGAGCAGGUUCUGAAAUCUGUUCACACUAAAACGGGAGGCUUUUAUUUUGUGUAUGGCCCAGGAGGUACAGGAAAGACAUUCUUAUACAAGGCAAUCAUUACACGACUAAGAUCCGAAGGAUUGAUUGUCCUGGCAGUAGCAUCAUCAGGAAUUGCUGCGCUGCUACUUCCUGGAGGUAGGACAGCACAUAGUCGGUUUGUUAUACCCUUGGAGCUUUUUGAAACCAGCACAUGUGGGAUAAAACAAAACACACAUCUAGCAGAGCUAAUGCAGCAGGUAAAACUAAUCAUAUGGGAUGAGGCACCCAUGUGUCAACGGUAUGCUUUCGAGGCACUAGACAAAUCCUUAAAAGAUAUUCUAGGUUACAAGGACCCCACAAACAGAACACGUAUAUUUGGGGGCGUGACAGUUUUACUAGGUGGAGAUUUCCGACAGAUUUUGCCUAUUAUACCCAAAGGUAAGAGACAAGAAAUUGUGCAAGCGUGCGUCAACAAGUCUGAAUUAUGGAAACAGUGUCAGAUGUUCACUCUAACACGAAGCAUGAGAGUAAAUGAGCUGACUACAUCUGGAGACAUUGACACUCGGAAGCAACAGUUUAACAAAUGGGUCCUAGAUGUCGGUGAUGGGGCUGUACCUGCAAAAGCAAAACCAGGGGAAGACGAGCCCACUUGGAUUAAAAUCCCUCAGAACUUCAUCAUCGACUAUACAACGUCUCCAAUUGAUGAAAUUAUUUCAGAGACCUUCCCAGACUUUCUAGAAAGACAAGAUGAUGAAGAAUAUUUAAGGGAAAGAGCUAUCCUGACCCCCAAAAAUGAUGAUGCGGAUGAGAUAAACGAGACUAUGCUUAACAAACUUAACCGUCCAGGCAAGACCUACAAAAGCUCGGAUGAAGUAUGCAAAGCGUCUACCGAUAGUACAGAACAAGAAUCAUUGUACCCGGUUGAGUUUUUAAACACCUUAACUUUCCCUGGUAUGCCACCACAUGAGUUGCAUGUGAAAGAAGGGCUACCAGUCAUGCUGUUGCGGAAUGUGAAUCCAGCACAGGGCUUAUGCAACGGUACACGUCUUCUGAUUACUGGGUUGGGCAGGUUCAUUAUUAAAGCCAGAAUCAUAACCGGAUCAAACAUUGGAGACACAGCCUUAAUACCAAGAAUCACUCUGUCCUCAACAAAAAGCAAAUGGCCAUUCAUAUUUAAAAGGCGACAAUUCCCGAUAAAACCGUGCUACGCCAUGACUAUUAACAAAAGUCAGGGACAACCACUGAAUUUCGUUGGCCUUUACUUGCCGAAACCAGUUUUCAGCCACGGACAACUCUAUGUUGCUCUUUCUAGAGUAACAACACCCGAAGGUUUUAAGGUCCUCAUGAUCGAAGACAACGACACAAACCUCAAACAUCAUACAAGAAACAUUGUAUACAAAGAGGUCUUCAACAACUUAUUUAACUGA